Messenger RNA from Sebastes umbrosus (honeycomb rockfish), 2903 nucleotides. RefSeq names its product deoxynucleotidyltransferase, terminal (gene dntt). The coding region runs from base 1 to 1509 and encodes 502 amino acids. Gene Ontology annotation, molecular function: DNA-directed DNA polymerase activity; DNA nucleotidylexotransferase activity; DNA binding. The record is from RefSeq and is a predicted model, not a curated record. Lineage: Eukaryota; Metazoa; Chordata; Actinopteri; Perciformes; Sebastidae. The transcript is spliced from 11 exons. Gene Ontology annotation, cellular component: nucleus. Gene Ontology annotation, biological process: double-strand break repair via nonhomologous end joining.
AUGUUCCACGGUCCCGCUGUGCCUCGUGCGAGGAAAAGGUUGAGAGCAGCAGAAGCCGGCGUUCCCAGGCGUGAAGAGGUGAAGUUUGAGGAUGUCAGGCUGUACCUGGUGGAGAGGAAAAUGGGCCGCAGCAGGAGAAGCUUUCUGACCCAGCUGGCCACGUCAAAGGGCUUUAUUGUGGAAGACGUCCUCAGCGAUGAGGUCACUCAUGUGGUGUCGGAGGACAGCCAGGCUUCGUCCCUGUGGAAGUGGCUAAAGGAGUGUGGCCCGAAGAAUCUACCCAGCCAUGUGCAUGUGUUGCACAUCAGCUGGUUCACUGACAGCAUGAGAGAGGGGAGACCUGUUGCUGUGGAGACCAGACACCUCAUUCAGGAGGACACCUUGCCCACAUCGCCAGACGGUUCUACACCCACUCCUGUGGCCACCGUCUCUCCAUACGCCUGCCAGAGACGGACAACCAUAGAAAACAAUAACAAGAUAUUCACAGAUGCUUUUGAAGUGCUAGCGGAGAGCUAUGAAUUCAACGAGGUCGAGGGUCCAUGCCUGGCCUUCAGGAGAGCUGCGUCUGUGCUGAAGAGUCUGCCCUGGGCGGUGCGGUGCCUCGGGGAAACUCAGGACCUGCCUUGCCUGGGGAAACACAGUAAGGAGGUCAUGGAGGACGUCCUUCAAUGCGGCCGUUCGUUUGAAGUCGAGAAUAUCCUCUCCGAUGAAAGGUAUCAAACACUUAAGCUGUUCACAAGUGUGUUUGGGGUUGGACCUAAGACGGCGGAGAAGUGGUACCGCGGAGGGCUGCGCUCAUUCAGCGACGUUCUGGCAGACCGCAGCGUUCAACUAAACCGGAUGCAACAAAGUGGUUUUCUACAUUAUGGAGACAUCUCCAGGGCUGUCAGUAAAGCAGAGGCCCGGUCCCUGGGGAACAUUAUUGACGAAGCUGUCCAUGCGAUCACGCCGGCCGCCGUAAUAGCACUGACAGGUGGCUUUUGCAGGGGGAAGGAGUUUGGUCAUGAUGUAGACUUUAUCGUGACCACACCUGAGCUGGGGAAGGAGGAGAGUCUGCUGCCCGACAUUAUUGAUGAACUUGAAGAGCAGGGCAUUCUGCUGUACUGUGACUACCAGGCCUCCACCUUUGAUAUGGCGAAGCUUCCCAACCACCGGUUUGAGGCCAUGGACAACUUUGCGAAGUGCUUCCUGAUCGUGCGGCUGGAGGGCAGCCGAGUGGAGGGAGGUCUCCACUGCGCCGAGGGCGACAACAGGGGCUGGAGGGCAGUGCGCGUGGACUUGGUGUCGCCACCUAUGGAUCGCUACGCCUUUGCUCUCCUGGGCUGGACCGGCUCCAGGCAGUUUGAGAGAGACCUGAGGAGGUUCGCUCGAGUGAAGCGAGGGAUGCUUCUGGACAACCACGCCCUGUACGACAAGAGCAAGAAAGAGUUCCUGGCAGCUACGACUGAAAAGGACAUCUUUGCCCAUCUGGGUCUCGAGUACAUCGAGCCUUGGCAGAGAAAUGCGUAGGCCUCCACUCCUCCCAGGCUGGAUGAUACCCUGUGCGUACAUCAGUGUUUAUCCCAUCUGCUUGCCAUUCUGCGGCUCUCCUGUGAUUCACUUUCAAACAGCUUUUGAUUUCCAUACAGUUUUGUUUUGUUGUUACUGCUAUUGUGGUUGUUGUUGUCUGGACGACUUCAUGAUUCACACUUCUUGCUUAUUCACUAUUGUCUGUUAGCGAGUAAACACUCUCCUAUACCAUUCAUGGCUUUGCCUGUCUCUAAGUGUCGUAAUCAUAGGCAGGACACAAAGACAAAUCAGUCGGAGUAUGAAUCGCCCGGGGUGCCUGCGAGGUGCAGGAGAGAAGGGAGUCUGAAAGAGAAACAGAGGAGAGGGACCACAGAGAGGAAGGGAGGGCGAGGGAGAAGACAGGAAGCGAUGAGAGAAACGAGGGGGAAGGGAGCUUUUGUCGAGCAAAAUGUUGUAAUCACCCUCCUCCUGGCAGGAAAGUGCUCGACGUGAGGCUGAGCCAGGUCUCUGGGGAAUUGAGAGGCGGAUAAUGAGCUUCAGAUAGAGGAGCGUUCGGCGUCGCCAUUUAGCCUCCAUUUAAGCCUACGUCCACUGGAGAUCAUUUAGCUGGCAUGCGGCAAUCCACAGACCCACAGUCUCCGCUCUUGUUCCACAAUGAAUCCCCUUUCCCCAGAUGCUCGGCUGAAAUUAGAGGCAAUCAGCUGCACCGGGAAGUCCUGGAGAAUUCAGAUGGAAGGUAAAUGAGUCCACUAACCACAUGAAUGAGUCUUGGCAUUCAAAGCAGCUCUGGCUCCAGUGCGUCCAUUAUCUUAUUGGUUUGACUUUGGCUUAUGUUUUAUGUAUGAUGCUUGCUUAUGUCCUUAUUUUACAGUGGCAGUGUAGGACAAUGAUUCGCUAAUGAAGAAACUUUAUUGAUCCCCCGUGGGCCAUUUGGGUAAGUCCGACUUGUUCCUGCAGUGUGGACACAACCUGCCCCGCUGUCCACACCCCAACCCACUUUCCCAUGAUGCUCAGCCCCCAGUUUAUCCCAUGGCGCCUCAACAAGAGCAGAGACAGAUGAGAGCCAGGCCCUUCUAGUGAAUCACCCUAUUUAAAGAUCUUUAAGUAGAACAGUCCGGCACUUUGAGGACUCGACCCGGGCCUCCUCCCCGCCACCCUUUCUUCUUCUUCCUCCUUCUCGGUCUGUCUGUCUUUCUCUCCCGCUGUGUUGCUCUCUCACUCUCGCUGACACAAAACAAACUCUUGACGGUUCUGAGUGUUAACCAGAUGGAGCGAGCUCCGGCACCCUGGUCUCCUGGGUUAUCUGUUUUCACUUUUAAAGCAGGGCUUAAUUCUUUACCAGAAAUUAGGAAAUCUCUCCAGAGUAAAAACAAGCUGACCUCAAUAAAUUUACA